Trichophyton rubrum CBS 118892 is the source of this 387-nucleotide messenger RNA. RefSeq lists its product as uncharacterized. The record is from RefSeq and is a predicted model, not a curated record. Lineage: Eukaryota; Fungi; Ascomycota; Eurotiomycetes; Onygenales; Arthrodermataceae. The coding region runs from base 1 to 387 and encodes 128 amino acids. The transcript is spliced from 2 exons.
AUGGCCGGAUACCAACAUGAGUUCAAGCGGAAUUACAACCCUUUCAUGAGCAAAACAUUUCAUGCCGUCGUCCAGAUUGGACAAAUUGACAAGUCCCAUAUUGCCUAUCCCCAAGGCGACAACUUUGAAAAAAGCGACACACCAAUUGGGGAUCUCGAAGUGACGGCUUCUCGAGUCCGACCACCUCCAAUCAGUCAGAACUUCUUAGCUCCAGUCGAUGGCGUGACCAACAAGCUAUGCCAAGAGUGGACUGUAGAGUUCGUUGACAAGCUCAUCGAGAAAAACUACAUUGAUGCUCAAGCUCGAGAGAUCGUGCAGGCUCACCGUGAUCCCCCAAGUCACGGUGUUGGCCUACAGCCAGUCGGCCAAGGACGCGGAGCCGCAUGA